AUGGAAAACUUCCAACCUCACAGGAGGGCCGACUCACAAAGGCCCUUUACACAAACUGGGCACAAUUCUGGCUUUGAAUUCAGCAACGCACAGCAAGUCUUGAAGCCGCCCCUGACAGUCAGCCUGACCCACGACGCAAAACCCAUGGGCCGUGGCCCGCUGGUAGAAGCUCGUGAAGAAACGGAAGAAACAACACAGGCGCCGGAGACCAGAUCCUACAGCGAACCACUAUCCUUUGGGGCCAAGACCCAGCCAGGGAAAGUUCCCCACACACCUCUCACACCCUCGGAUGGUCAGUAUAUCGGCAGGAGCAGAAGACCCCAACCCCACAUUAUCGGGGGAGCAGACACAUAA
This is a messenger RNA of Pelobates cultripes (western spadefoot toad), 354 nucleotides long. The record is from the annotation of a GenBank genome assembly. Lineage: Eukaryota; Metazoa; Chordata; Amphibia; Anura; Pelobatidae.